UCUAUAUAAGCUCAGCGUUAAAUUCACGCAAACUUAAAAAGAAAUCCCUAGAAGCUGAAGAGGAAGAUGAGGCCAACGCCGAUGGAAUUCAUGGUGGACCCAGAUGAUCAAGGCUCAGCCAUGGAAGUCGACGACGUUGACCCACUCGAGAUGUUCGGCGAAGGCGGCAUCUCCAUCGACAACAAGCUCGCCGACGCCGAUUUCUUCAACAACUUCGAAGACGAUUUCGAUGACUCCGACAUCAACUAAACGCCUCAACCCAAAGUUCUCAUCUUUUUCUCUCUUACCUUUCUAGGGUUUCAUCUUUUUUCUUAAGAAAAAUCCUAAUGCUUGUCCGAUUCAGUCGAAUUUGAACUGCUUUAUGGCUUAUCUCAUCUGCAAAUUAUAUUAUUGAAGUUUUUGAACGUUUAGCUUUGGUUAAUUAAGGAAUAAAAAGGUGUUUCCAUUCUGGAGUUGAAUUUAGUGUUGAAAUGAAGCGAGAAAUUGAAAGAAAAUUUCAACA
Durio zibethinus is the source of this 502-nucleotide messenger RNA. The record is from RefSeq and is a predicted model, not a curated record. Lineage: Eukaryota; Viridiplantae; Streptophyta; Magnoliopsida; Malvales; Malvaceae.